Messenger RNA from Lampris incognitus (smalleye Pacific opah), 2412 nucleotides. RefSeq names its product phosphorylated adaptor for RNA export (gene phax). Gene Ontology annotation, cellular component: nucleus. The record is from RefSeq and is a predicted model, not a curated record. Gene Ontology annotation, biological process: snRNA export from nucleus. Lineage: Eukaryota; Metazoa; Chordata; Actinopteri; Lampriformes; Lampridae.
GACGUCUUGCCCCCCUCCCCCGUCUAUGCUUGUUCCUUAAAAAUCAAAAAUUUUUAAAAAAUGAAAGAUAAGAAAGGAUAACGAUAAUAAUAAUAAUAUUAAGAAGAAGAAGAAGAAGAAGAAGAAGAAGAAGAAGAGGACGGGGUAAGAAGAGGCAGAAGAAGACGAAGAAGAAAAAAGAAGACGAAGAAGAAAAAAGAAGACGAAGAAGAAAAAAGAAGACGAAGAAGAAAAAAAGAAGACGAAGAAGAAGAAAACGCUGAGAAGAAGAACGGCGGAAGUUGGUGUUCUGCGGCUCGCGUGCGCGGUUGGGGGUCCUGCAGCGUCGCCGCGAGUCGGUAUUAAGCGGGAGUUCGUAUUGUGUGCUGACUGCAGACGCCGCGGAUGGGCCGGGAGUGAGUCGAACCGCGGGUCCGGCGGUGUGAUGUUGUCCUCGGCGUCCUGCUGCGCUGCCAGCCGGGGCCGUGUCGCCGCCUGAGAGCGUCUCCGUUCGGCCGUUGGCGGAAUAAAUAAUCGACUUUCAACCUUUUUGCUGAUCCGACGUUCAAGCCAACACAUAAAAAUGGCGGAUGUACGACGCGCCAUGGAUGAUGAUGAUGAGGAUCUGGAGGACGGAGAGCUCUCCGGAUCUGGCUCGGACUCGGGUAUGAGGACCGCGCCAGACCCUCCGGUCUUCGGCCGGUCGUCCUUCCAGAACCAGGCCGCCGUGCUUCCCUCCGUCACGGCCUACCGCAGCGCCGCCAACACGGCCGACUCCAGCGACCCGGACUCGGACGAGGAGGCUGCGGCGUGGAGGUGCAAACGUCAGAAAGUAUCCGACAACCCCCGACCGCCUCCUGCACCCGGCCCCCGCUUCAGCUGGUCCCGGCCCGCUUCCGGCCCGCCGCAGGGGGGCCGCAAAGUCAACAACAUUUGGGGCUCGGUCGUCCAAGAGCAGUGCCAGGAAGCCAUCACCGCGGAGCUGGGCGUGUUCGGCAUGGAGGGGGGCGUCAGCAUGGCCAGCAGGAACGUGGAGACCUAUAACUACGUGCUGGCCCGCAAGAUCAGGAAGGAGAGAGAGGAGCAACUGAGGGGCGAAGGAGAGUCCAUGCUGGAUGCCCAGCUCGAUGAGUACAUGGCGGGUCAGGGGUCAGACAUUACCGAUGGUGGCGGCGGCGGCGGCGAUGGUCAGUCGAAGAGGAAACGUCCGGUUAAGGAGAGGAUCGGUCCACCUGAGAUGGACGUCAAGGGCCGCUAUGAGAUCACGGAGGACGACCCCGAGGACAUGGUGAUCGACGAGAUUGUCCACAGGCUCCGUGAGCCCAAAAGAGAGCUGGUGGAGCGGGUGGUGAAGGUCGUCGGGAGGAAGAAGGCCAUCGAGCUGCUGUGGGAGACGGCCACCCUGGAGGAAAACGGCGGCUUGUACACCGUGGAUGGCAGCCGGCGGCGCACGCCGGGGGGCGUCUUCCUCAACCUGCUGAAGAACAUGCCGAGCAUCACCAGGGAGCAGUGCAAGGAGAUCUUCCUGGACGAGAAUCAGAGGGAGCAGAAGAGCAAGAAGGCGGCGCAGAAGCGCCGGCGGUACGUCGUGGCCAAGAAGAUGAAGCAGGCCAUCAACACGCUCAACCUGCAGGAGCACGACGACGUGUCCAGGGAGACGUUUGCCAGCGACACCAACGAGGCCUUGGAGUCCCUGGAGGAGGUGGCGGAGGAGGACCCGGAGGAGAAACAGCCUGAGCCCCCCUCGGGCAUCGAGGACACGGCCAUUGUGUACAACUCGGCUGACCUGGAGGUCUUCUGAGGACCUCCAGGUCAGCCGCCCUCUGAGCCCUCGGUGCGAGGGACGUCUGGCGAGGCGACGGCCCCCGAGAAGCACCGUCACCCGCGGUGUUCCAGCCACACCCCCUCCGCUUUGUUGCUCCACAAAUAAAUCCGUCUCUUUCGUGUCGACGUUUGUUUCUUUCUCAGUAUGUUGGGGGUUUGUUUGGUUUUGGUUUUUUACUUUUCAUACAACACAAGUUUUCUUCUUUAAGAUGUGUUUGUUUUUUGUGGCAUUUUCCGCCUUUAUUAGACAGUGUCAGUAGAGACACACGGGGGGGGGGGUGACAUGAAGCAGAGGGGCCGGACUGGACCCCAGGCCGCUGGGGUCAGCACUCAGCCCCAUGGGGUGCCCCUCUCCCCUGUACAGCAUAACUUCCCAGAGGGUCUCCAGUCCGUUGGCCCUGGGCUCUGUGAGAAGGACCCCCCGUCAUGUCGCUUUAUUUUUGUUUGUAGAAGCAGAACAGUAAAACCACUUUGUUAGAGUGGGUUCCCUUUGUCUCAGUGCCGUUUUUAGCCACUAGAGGGCAGAGACGCUCCUCCUCCAGAAACCUUAACUGUACAGUGUGUUAGAGGCUGUUGGUCGGAAAUCAAUAAAGUUUAUUUACUUUGUUU